Darwinula stevensoni is the source of this 1270-nucleotide messenger RNA. The record is from the annotation of a GenBank genome assembly. NCBI's taxonomy places the organism in Eukaryota, Metazoa, Arthropoda, Ostracoda, Podocopida, Darwinulidae.
GUAUGUUGUGGUGACAUCAAAACAUCAUGAGGGCUUUACUAUGUACCCUUCAAAGUAUUCAUUCAGUUGGAAUGCCAUGGAUGUUGGACCCAAGCGAGACUUGCUUGGUGAACUUGCAGCUGCAGUGCGGAAUGGGUCAGACAUGCACUUUGGCAUCUAUCAUUCACUGUUCGAUUGGUUCCAUCCCUUGUAUAAGAAGGAUAAGGAGUCUGGGUUCAAGACACAGGAUUUUGUCAAAUCAAAGGCACUCCCAGAACUUUAUGAACUGGUGAUGGAAUAUCACCCUGAAGUUGUCUGGUCUGAUGGAGACUGGGAGGCCCCAGACCAGUACUGGAACAGUACUGGGUUCCUGGCAUGGCUGUAUAAUGAAAGCCCAGUCAAGGACAUUGUAGUCACAAAUGACAGAUGGGGACAAGGAUGCCCUUGCAAGCAUGGAGGCUACUAUAGUUGUGCUGAUAGAUUCAAUCCAGGAACCCUACAAAAGCAUAAAUGGGAAAGUUGCACAACUAUUGACCGGGAAUCUUGGGGGUAUCGCCGGGAAGCACGUUUUGCUGACUUUUACUCUAUUGAGGAGAUCUUGAAGAUGCUUGUUGGAGUCGUCAGCUGUGGAGGAAACCUGUUGCUCAAUGUUGGACCAACAAGCUAUGGCAAAAUUUCUCCAAUUUUUGAAGAAAGGCUGCACCAGAUGGGGGAGUGGUUGAAAGUCAAUGGGGAGGCAAUUUACAAGACAAGACCUUGGCCUAAGGCCCAAAAUGACACCCUUUCAUCCUUUGUUUGGUAUGGACUUAUAAGCCAGUAUUUAACUAAAUCAAGUGUAAUGUACACACAAGGAAAGAGUUCACCAGCUGUGUAUGCAAUAGCACUUGAAUGGCCAGACAAUGAAGUCUUGCAUUUGGGAGCUCCCAAACCUACUGAGACGACUGAAGUAUACAUGCUUGGAUAUGACAAGCCCCUUCGGUGGAAGUCAGUGAAGGAUGGAAUGGUGGUGGAUUUCCCUAACAUGUCCAGAGUAUCCAGUAAAUGGUCCUGGGUUCUCAAACUCUUGGAUGUGGCAUAAUCCCCUCCUGUGAUAUAUCAAUCAAUGUAAUUAAUGAUGAAAAUGUCCAGUGAUUGCCAUGUGUGUUAGACUGCAUUUAAAAUGAAUGAGCCUUAUAUUGUGGGACUUAAGAGAAAAUUAUCCAUUUACUGUUUCUUGACCUGAAACCUCAUACUCUCCUUUGCAUUGAAAAUAUUGAAUGAUGAAUCAUAAUAAAAAAUAUAUAUAUAUAGG